AUGCGUUCUAUACGCUUGUGCGCGCUUCUGUUGUUUUUUACGACCACGGAUGCAGCUCAGUGCGCCGCGCCGCCACUCGAGCUCCCGCUUCGCUCGCUUUCGGUUGCUCCUGGAACUAUUUCCCGUGGCAUACCCAUUUCGAUUGGCACACCGCCGCAACAAAUCGUCCUUUCGCCGUCGCUUCAGCUCGACACGCCGUUCAUCCCGCGCUAUACCAAGUCUUGCAUAUAUGGCGCCAACACACCCAUACCGGCCAAUGACACAAGAUGGGAGGGUCAAGAUGAAAAGGCAGUAUGUGCAGGCAUAUACGGGGGAGGCUUUGUCCCGAGCUUGUCAAAGACGUUUUACGACAAUGGAACCAAUAGUCCAGUCAGUGAGAUCUGGUUCAAGAGAGCUCGGUUCUCGGAGUGGCAUUUCGUAACCGAUGAGUUCGUGUUUGCGGAUUACUUAGAGGCGUAUGUGCAGCAAACCGAGGUUUUGCCUAAGAAGCGAUAUGCGAACACUUCUUUCGUAUUGGCAGACGAAGGGGCGACAUUUGGAGGUUUGAGCAGCUCGGCGUUGAGUUUGACGCCAGCAUCGAGGAUGCUGGAGACGCUGUACCAGGGAGGUAUGGUCGCAAGCAAGAGUUGGAGUUUAUCGAACGAGAGCUUGUGUUUGGGGUGCAUCGACGGAAAUGCAUACACUGGAGAGUUCCGAGAUGUCAGACCCGCGACUCGUGAACGAGGCGGACUUUCAUGCUUGCUGCAAGUGAAAGUCGAGUCGCUCGACUAUCACGCUGACGCUACCAAUGCGGGUGUGGCGCUGAUUGACACUGCGUAUGUUACUUGUGUCGAACCUGGUGUACCAUUUCUGGUUCUCCCAACGGAUGUACGCACCAAACUACCUGGGAAGGUUACUGCUGGUAUUGAAACAGCUCUGGGCCACAACAGCUUCUUGAGAUUCAGGAUUGAGGGCGGUCUAGAAGUGGACGUUGUAAUGGAAGAAAUUGGAGGAAGUGACACUAAGAUCAUCGGCGAACAGAUCAUCUCACUACAAACCGGCAGUUGGGGUGCAUACGGGGAAGGGAUACCUGUGCUAGGCAGACCAUUCACUAAGAGCAUCGUUCUGCGCUGGGAUGAAACAUCACAGCAGUACGGCUUAGCGAAGAAGACCCCCAAAGCGGACGAGAAGACAGAACUGAAGCCAUUAGGCUGUGAUGACUUUCCUUCCAUCAGCAAGUCAGUGGAGACCACGCCCAGUAUAGGCGUCAUCGUUGGCUCUAUCAUUGGAGGAUUUGUAGCAGGGCUCAUAUUUACGAUGGCUGCAGUAUUCUUCUACUGGAGGGGGCAUAGAGGCGUGAAGAGCAAAUAUGAGGCCAUGCGUGGCGACGACGCAGUCUCACUCCGAGCAGUCGAUCUUGGAGGGCGUACGCUCGAGUCUCGGAUGAGUAACGCGUCGAGCGUGCCAGCACCAAGUUUCAGAGAGUCAUUACGUUCACACUUCAGCCAAAGAUCGGUUUCCCCCCAAAGAGCCGUAUCUCACCAACGAUAG
Messenger RNA from Boeremia exigua, 1530 nucleotides. RefSeq lists its product as uncharacterized. The coding region runs from base 1 to 1530 and encodes 509 amino acids. The transcript has a single exon. The record is from RefSeq and is a predicted model, not a curated record. Lineage: Eukaryota; Fungi; Ascomycota; Dothideomycetes; Pleosporales; Didymellaceae.